Gasterosteus aculeatus aculeatus (three-spined stickleback) is the source of this 2172-nucleotide messenger RNA. Lineage: Eukaryota; Metazoa; Chordata; Actinopteri; Perciformes; Gasterosteidae. The record is from RefSeq and is a predicted model, not a curated record.
CGGCACAUUUUUACGGAAAACCCCCGGUGUCAUCAUUGUUUAGACCGACUUCGUUGGGGUUCAUAUGGAGUGUCGUAGGCUACACGUCGAGUCGAGGAACACGAUGUCCUCUGUCCCCGGUGUUGCCACGGGGGGGGGUCAAGUACAAACCGGUGUCGCCCGGGCGUUUAGCGUUAGCCGCACGCAGACCAGAGAAGCGACACCGGUAACCACGCUGACACGGCUCGAUGCUCGUCGUCCAAGCCGGUUGGAUCGUUUCCAUCGGCAUCGUCAAUCAUUAUUAGCGUUAGCGUGUUUUCUUAGCGUGACCGUUGAACUGUUACACAACGUUAACCCGAGAUCAAUAAUAUCGCUCAAGGAAACGACGACGUCGGGCCCUGCGCGGACUGCAGGGGCAACGUAAUGCAGAAUCAGUCUGAUGAGGGGACACCUGCAGCUGUCAGGAUGCAGCAGAAAAGGAACAUCCAGAUCAUCGAGUGGGAGGACCUCGACAAGAGGAAGUUCUACUCUUUCGGGGUGUUCAUGACGAUGACCAUUCGGGCCACCGUCUACCCGGCCACGCUGAUCCGCACGCGGCUGCAGGUGCAGCGGGGAAAAUCCCUCUACAGCGGCACUUUCGACGCCUUCUUCAAGAUCCUGCGGGCGGAGGGCGUCCGAGGCCUUUAUCGCGGCUUCAUGGUCAACACCUUCACGCUCAUCUCGGGCCAGGCUUACAUAACCACCUACGAGCUGGUGAGGAAGUACGUCUCCCAGUAUUCCGAGGACAACACGGUGAAGUCGCUGGUGGCCGGCGGCUCGGCCUCCCUGGUCGCCCAGAGCAUCACCGUUCCAAUCGAUGUGGUCUCUCAGCAGCUGAUGAUGCAGGGCCAAGGGGAGCACCUCACGCGCUUCCGACUUAAUUCCAACACGGAGCCGGGGAAGUCCAAAAAAGUGUUUGGCCAAACCAGGAACAUUGUGGCUCAGAUUUUUGCUGUGGAUGGUUUCCGGGGCUUCUACAGGGGUUACGUGGCUUCUCUGCUCACUUACAUCCCGAACAGCGCGGUCUGGUGGCCUUUCUAUCAUUUUUAUGCAGAGCAACUGUCUAAGCUGGCGCCCAGUGACUGCCCUCAUCUGCUGCUACAAGCUAUUGCUGGACCUCUAGCAGCCGCCACGGCCUCCACCGUCACCAACCCGAUGGACGUGGUCCGAGCCAGAGUGCAGGUGGAGGGCAGGUCUUCAGUCAUCGACACCUUCAGGCAGCUGAUCAAGGAGGAGGGCUGCUGGGGUUUGACCAAAGGACUGUCUGCGCGCAUCAUCUCCUCGGGGCCCACGGCCAUCGUCAUGGUGGUCGGCUACGAGUCGCUGAAGAAGCUGAGUCUGCGACCGGAGCUGCUGGACUCGAGGCACUGGUAGAGCUGCGCGGGGAGAACACGCGGACCGCGUCUGACACCUUUAUGUAAAAAAGACUGAAGGAUGGGAGGAUUCAUUGUGGAGCGUGUUCGCUGUGCAUGGAAGAGGAAUUGAUGCUAACUGUGUCACGGCGUUGAUCAGGGGCUCAGAGGAAGGUCGAAUAACUUGUUUUAAUUUGCUUUCUCUUUUCCUUUGGCCUUUUUUCUUUUAUUCUUAAGUCACUGCCUUUUAAGAGUGAUCGAGACAAUCUUUGUUUCUUUUGUUGGAUGUGCGUUAGACUUUGUAGGAGGUGUUGUACUCACUAUUUCCUGGUCCUCAGAUUGGCCAAUCACAGCUGAGCGCUGUCUGUCUGAUGGUUCACUUCUCACCUCAGCUUCUAUGGUUUAUCUUCUUACUGCUGAAUGGUGUCCUUCAAACACAGACUACUCUCUUUUUGUCCUUCCAAAGGUUAGAUAACAUGUAUUCAGGUGUGGGUGUGUGUGUGGGGGGGGGGGGGGCUUCGCAAAAGGUCAAUUUAACUGUUUCCGUGCGCAGACCCGAUUGAAACAACGGACGUGGCAAUUUCCACGCAGAACAGGAUCCACGCACGGGUUUUACUACCUGCUUGUGUCUCUGGCGGAAAGUUGUGAGGAAGAAGAGCCGCCUGCAGGGUUUCCCUCUUGUGACCGUAAACGAGUGCAAUACUGUAAGUGUUUAAUCAUUUUCAGCACCAAGUGUGAGUUGUGCGUUUCUUGUCAAUUGUGUAAAUACUGUGUUUUAAAGUAAUAAGGAUUUUACCUCGUU